Molecule: messenger RNA, 511 nt
Organism: Lobosporangium transversale
Lineage: Eukaryota; Fungi; Mortierellomycota; Mortierellomycetes; Mortierellales; Mortierellaceae
Exons: 2
Coding region: 71-511 (146 amino acids)
Source: RefSeq, a predicted model, not a curated record
CUCGCAAUAAGCUACGGGCUGUACCCGAAAAUAAUAUGGAUGCUAGAUUAGAGUUGCCUGACUACCAAGUAUGUUUGGUCGGCAUAGUUUUAUCUUGGGAGAAUUCAAAACAGCCGUAGCUUCUCGUGAGCUGAUGGAGGAAGAUUUUAUCAAGCUUGGAGUCAUGGGUAAAAAAGCUGUUGAUAGUCUUUUUAAGGCUGGCUAUCCUCAACCUGUUGUUCUCAUCCAUGGACGCGGAAUGGAGGUGGACAUUUAUACGCUGUCUUUACGCGCAGAGGCUCUCUACCAACUGGAUCGCCUUGGAACAUUUGGUUUAAUAAUAAAUCCAUAUCAAUUUCCGCUGUUGGCAAGCCUUGGACCAUUGAUAUCUGCAAGAAAAUUGAGUAUGAAACUAACUAAUAUCAUUCAUUUAAGAUCCACUUUCGAAGCAGUUAAAACUCGCAAUAGGGUGCAAACAAAUAAAGCAUGGAUGAGAGGAACCUUUGAUGGGAAGCCUGUCAAGCUGCAAUAG